UGACUCCACAUGAGGACGGACUGAGUGGAGCGGCGGCGGCUCGCUGCAGCUGCAGGACGGCAGAUGGCACCGCUGCGCCGUUCCUGCGGACAACUCUUGGCUCGGAGACGCGUCCACGUUGUUCACACUGUGCUUUCGCUCCACUUCCCCUAUUCAGCGUCCCACCCUCACUCUCUGCCUCUCCAGCUUCCAGUGUGCACCUAUCCGUCUCCCACAAGCAUCAGCUGCCUCUUCCAUCAGUCUCCGCGCUCCUACGGCGCACAGAAAUAAACCAGCAAGGCGAUGGGAACUCUGCGCCCGGAACGAGCGGUCUCUGCGGCCGCCGCGAGCCUCUGCAUCUUCCUGCUGACCGCCGCGGCGGUGUGGACGGCGCUGCCCGGAGCCGUGCAGGGGGACAGCGGGUCUUUUAGCCGGCGCGGCGGUAGCGGGGAGGAUCGGACGUUUGACGCGGGCGGCGGCGGCGGUGGCGGGGUGCCGCGCGCCAGGAGAGCCGCGUCCUGGGAUAAACGGAUGUCCCUGCUCAGCAGCUCGUUUGUGCUGAAAGGAGAUGCGACGCACAACCAGGCGAUGGUCCACUGGACGGGAGAGAACAGCAGCGUCAUCCUGAUCCUGACCAAGUAUUACCAUGCCGACUCAACCAAGGUGUUGGAGAGUUCGUUGUGGAGGUCCACUGAUUAUGGGACGACCUACACCAAACUCAACCUGAUUCCAGGGACAACCAUCGUGGUGACCAGUUUCUACAUCUGUCCAACCAACAAGAAGAAGGUAGGAGAUUUCAUUUGUCUCAAAACCCAGA
Molecule: messenger RNA, 796 nt
Organism: Poecilia latipinna (sailfin molly)
Lineage: Eukaryota; Metazoa; Chordata; Actinopteri; Cyprinodontiformes; Poeciliidae
Product: VPS10 domain-containing receptor SorCS2-like
Exons: 3
Cellular component (GO): membrane
Source: RefSeq, a predicted model, not a curated record